CAGACAAGGACAGACAGACGGUUUCAGUGGCAUCAACAUUAUGUGGCCCAAACUCAACUUCCGGUAGACCUCUGCAAAGAAUCCACAACUAUUGAGUAAUUUCAAUUAAUAUACAACAAAAAUAUUAAUGUAAUUAAAAUAUUUUUUUAUUAUGACCAAACACAUACUGUAAGUGAACCUCGGGCAAUGCGCGACGUGCGUUCAAUGAAACCGUCAAUAAGAACAUUUGUAUUUAAACCGCAAUUUAUAAAAGCAAUGUUAUAACCUUACACAACAUUACAACGAUAACAAAAGUUCCUGCCAAAAUACAAUGGCUGCUUUUCUAUCAAGGCAAGUUUCAUAUCCCUGGCCCAGAACGGGGCGUGGACUCCAAAAUCGGGUGGUAAUCUCCAAAAGGAGGCGGAGUCUAUGGAGUUUAUUCCAAAACUCGCGAGCUUGUAAAAUGGGUAUGUAUCACGUUGUAUAGACGUCUUAAUUUGGCAUAACACGAUACUUCGUCCCGUUUUUAAACUUGGGUUACAGUGUUAUGUAUGCCCUUGGUGUUGGAUCUACAUAUUUGGCAUCUUGACAGGAGAGUUAGCAAUAAAUACUUUGGUAUCUGUAUUCUUAAUUGCUUUUGUAUUGUUAAUAAUCUUCAUAAAAUUGUUAUAAAAUGAGAAUUAAUAAAUGGCUACAAAUGUAUAACUCAAAGUACAAGUUAUUAUAAAUAACAAUAUGAUGCAUAAUAAUUAAAAUAAUUAAUUUGUUUUGCUUUAUUUGUUUUGAAAAUGUUAAAAUGGGUUAUGCCAGUAAACAGAUAUUAGAUAACUCAAAUGUAACGGCUACAGGAGACAUUUCAUUAUAUUAUAAUAGUAUGUUUUUACAUAGGUCAUACAUAGGUUAGUUUAACUGCUAUAUUAUAUAGCAUCAUUUUUGUUGACAGAUGUAAGAAAUCGAAAUGUCACUUUUUAAAAUACUAACACAUAGCUAAGGUAAGGUCAUACACUAAUCAUUCGGUAGUAAGACCGUAAUCUAUAGGUGACUGCAUGUAGGUGAGUGCAUGUUAAAACCGACCAAUCAAAUGAGCGAAGACAUCUUCCAUUGUCCCGCCUCCAAAGUCAACUAAACGAGCGAGCAAGUGUUGAGCAGUUGCGAGAGUAUGGAGAGAACCGUGCGCGCGCUCGUCAAAGCCUCGCAGACUGAGUUUUUGCAAGUGGAGCUGAAACGCGCACUCGCAAGGAUACUGUUCUGCGCGCUCGCGGAGCAUAAAUACUCUUUCUCGAGGGUGUGUUUACGCUCGUGGAACUGUUCUGCGCGCUUAAAUCACGCGUGCGGUUUUCAUGCGCGCGAAUUUGGGCCUGAAUAAAUAAACUCCAUACAUAGGAGUCACCACUGGCAACAAGCACUGCAUGAAGUACCACACGCCUAUAGAAUUAAUUUACCAUUCCAAAUUCGCAAAUUAAACACUGCAAAUGCAAUUAAUAUUUUACACUAAAUUUAAGCAUAUGGUGAGUGUUUUUUUUCUUAGAGUCGUUUUUGGAGCUCCUGCCUCCAUUGGAAGCUCACCGUCAUUUUUAUGCUUCAAAUACACAAAUAAAUAAGAAGUCUUAAGGAAAAGAGAGGACACACAAAAAAUAACAAAUCAAGAAUAAUACAAGAAAAAUACAGAGUAAAAAACAAAGAUAAGCAAACAACUAUUAAUCUACUAAACACAAGGGUCUUCUAAUAGCUCAAAUUCUCUAAACAAUUUAAAUAAUUUUCUUCCAACUUUCGAUUAAAUUUUACUUAAAGAUUUAAAGUAAAUUCCAAAAUUCCUUUUGAAAGGGAUGCAGAGUGCAGACAUACCCCUCUCAAUUUCUGCACAGGUAACAUUGUCGUCCUCCAGUCCAGAUGGUGGCGCUACAGUUCUUCUCUGUUCCGCCAAUGAUCCGUGUAAAAGAAGAGGAGGCCUGUUUAAUUUCUCGUCCUCUUGGUUGCUAAGUUCUCCUCCCCUGAAAGGGUCUCGUUUGACACCGAGCUCAUGUCGAAGGACAGCCGGCACGAUGGUCGCCGGCGCGGCGCGGGUCAGCAGCACCGGCUCGGUUUGAGGUCGGCUCAGAGCGGAGACGGGAGAGACAGAUCGGGCAGUAACAGCUCCGGGUCGUCUCACGGAGGAGGGAAAGCCAGGAAUACGCCCAUCAACAUUGCUCUUAAGACAUCUUUCCAGCGGUCCAACAGUCAUGACAAGGUGAGGAAGAUAGUAGCUGAGGAAGGCCGGGCUGCUCGCAACCUCAUCGCCUGGAGUGUCCCGGUGGAGAACAAAGAGGAAGAGGGUAAAGCGAAACAUCACAUUAACAGCAAUGCAAAAGCUCAGCGAAUCAACACCGGGGUCAACAGGAACAAAAAACAGAACACAGCGCCAGACUGUAAACCUGGACCCGGGUCGAUAUUGGACAAAGGAGCCGAGAAGAGUCCUACAAAAACUAGACAGCCACGGAAAGUAGACCUGAGAGCACGAUACUGGGCCUUUCUGUUUGAUAACCUGCGACGGGCGGUGGAUGAGAUUUAUGUCACAUGUGAAUCUGAUCAGAGUGUGGUGGAGUGUAAGGAGGUGCUGAUGAUGUUGGAUAACUAUGUCCGAGACUUCAAAGCUCUAAUCGAUUGGAUCCAGUUGCAGGAGAAGCUAGAAAAAACAGAUGCUCAGAACAGGCCCACGUCUUUGGCUUGGGAAGUUCGAAAGAUGUCACCAGGACGGCAUGUGAUGUCCAGCCCAUCAUCCGACCGUAUCGUUCCAUCACCUGGCGUUCGUCGUGCACUCAAUUUUGGAGGUCCCCCGCCCACCCUGGCUGUUGCACGUCUAUCCCACACCGGACCCAGCUGGGCCGAUCGGGUCAAGUCUUCCCAGUCACUUCCUGUCCCCAGUCAAACAAGCAAUAUUCCCAAUGAAAAGACAGCAAAGAAAGACGCAGAGGGCUGGGAGACAGUUCAGCGCGGGCGUUCGAUGCGGCCUCGCUCCAUUGCCAUGGUGGCCAAGGUAAGCCCUGUUCUGGCCCAAGUGAGCUCUAAAGACGACAGCGACAAGGAGAACCAGCAGCUUCAUCUGUCACCUCAGGACAAACCUCUGGAUGUGGGGGUACAAGAGCAACCACUUCCCCAGGAGAAGACCCAGGAGAAGACCCCUGUCAUCGAGCCCCCCGCAGAAAAUCUUGAAGAGCCAGAGCAGAGCGUCAACACGACAUCCGAGGACACGGCAUCCCCUUCUCCGCACUCCCAGAGCCCGAUACUGGUCUCUGCUCCAGGUCCUGAUCCUCCGUUGGUUUCCCAGCUGGAGGAGCCAGGGACUGGGCGGGCCCAGGGGGAGCAGGGGAGGGAGGGGUUGGAGUGGAAGGUCGCGGCACCAUCGGAAGAAGCGGCAGCAGUGGUCCACGUUCCCCUGGCAGUGGUGAAACUGGAGAGCAUGCUGGACCCCACAGAACUUUCCACCCCCCAGUCUAUGGCUGAAGUUUUAGCGAAGAAGGAAGAGCUGGCCGACCGCCUGGAAAAAGCUAACGAGGAGGCCAUCGCGAGCGCCAUCGCUGAGGAGGAACAGCUGACGCGGGAGAUCCAAGCGGAGAACAACGAACUGGAAACUGACAACGAAAGCGACUUCUCUGCAAGUAUCGGAAGUGGAAGUUUUGGCCUGAACUUGGACUGGAGCGAAAUGUUAGCUGAUUAUGAUGCUCGGGAGCCCUGGCGUCAGAGCACCUCAUGGGGUGACAUUGUUGAAGAAGAACCAUCACGUCCACCUGGCCACGGCAUCCACAUGCAUGAGAAACUGUCUUCUCCUUCACGUAAACGAACCAUCGCAGAAUCAAAGAAAAAGUAUGAAGAGAAGCAACUCAAAGCCCAGCAGCUCCGAGACAAGCUCCGAGAGGAGAAGACGCACAAACUGCAGAAACUCAUAGAAAGAGAGAAGGAGGUGAGUAAAUGGAAAGAGGAGCUGUUGGAUCAGAGGAGGAGGAUGAUGGAGGAAAAGCUGCUUCAUGCAGAAUUCAAGCGAGAGCUUCAGCUACAGGCCAUCGUGAAGAAAGCGCAGGAAGAGGAGGCAAAGGUGAAUGAGAUCGCUUUCAUCAACACUCUGGAAGCCCAAAAUAAGAGACAUGACGUACUGGCUAAGCUAAACGAAUACGAACAACGACUCAACGAGCUACAAGAGGAACGCCACCACAGACAGGAAGAGAAACAGGCCAGGGAUGAAGCGGUCCAGGAGCGCAAGCGGGCGCUGGAGGCCGAGCGGCAGGCUCGUGUGGAGGAGCUGCUGGUAAGGAGGAGAGAACAGGAGACGAGAAUCGAACAGCAGCGGCAAGAAAAGGAGCGAGCGAGGGAGGACGCGGCACGGGAGAGAGCCAGGGACCGCGAGGAGCGUCUGGCUGCGCUUAGUGCAGCUCAACAGGAGGCCAUGGAGGAACUACAGAAGAAAAUCCAAAUGAAGCAUGACGAGAGCAGCCGCAGACACAUGGAGCAAAUCGAGCAGAGAAAAGAGAAGGCGGCCGAGCUGAGCAGCGGCAGACACGCUAACACAGACUACGCACCCAAACUCACACCUUACGAACGGAAGAAACAAUGCUCGCUCUGUAAUGUUGUGAUCACCUCUGAAGUCCACCUGUUCAGUCACAUUAAGGGAAAGAGGCACCAGCAGGCCGUGCGAGACAGCAGCAGCAUUCAGGGGCGCGAUCUAUCUGAUGAGGAGGUGGAGCACCUGUCUUUAAAAAAAUACAUCGUAGACAUCGUGACGGACAGCAGCGUACCUGCCGACAACGCCAGAGAGGGAGAGGAGAGGCAGAAGGCUCGGAAAAAGGCCAAGAAACUGCGGGCACGCAUGAACUCAAGGGCUAAGGAGUAUGAGACGUCCAUGGAGGCUAAGACACAGACCCCCGACUCUCCUUACAAGGCGAAGCUUCAGCGUCUGGUGAAAGAUCUAGUGAAGCAGCAGCAGGGACAGGACAGCGGCCAGUGGCCGAGUAAAAAAGUGUCCGGCCUAGACAGAACCCUGGGAGAAAUCUCACGCAUUUUGGAGAAACAGAAUAAUGCAGAUCAGGUAGCAUUUCAGGUUGGAGGGGGGUUGUCUGCUCUGGAGCAGAUCCUGCAGGUCAUCACCACUGUCUCCAGUCCCACUUCGGUCCCCCGUAUUCCUCUCAAGUCCCUCUGCGCUGCUGUGAACACAUAUUAUCUGACUUGUGCACACUGCCUCAACAACUGUUCCUAUGUUCUCUACAGCAACAAAAUUACCUUUCUCAUGGACCUGCUGCUCCAUCAGUUAACGCUCUUCGUGCCAGAUGAGGAUAAGAGCAUCUUCGGCCGCAGCGUGAAUAAGCAGAUCUUUGACGGUUUGCUGACAGCUCUUCUGCAGACGGUCGCUACAGUCCUGGGACAGCUUCAGCUGCCGAAAUCGGAUGGAGAGUCAUCACGUGUCUGCAGUCCGGACAUCAAAAGCAAAACCGCCUCCAAUGAGAACUUCAAUACUCGUGUUCACGAUCUCAUCAGUUACGUGGUGAACAUGGGCUUGAUCGACAAGCUGUACGGCUGUUUCUUGUACGUGCAAGGGCCAAUCGACGAGAGUCCCAAGAUGGCCGCCUUCCUUGAACAAGCAACAGCGUUCCUCCAUGGGAUGUGUAAACUGUGUUUUGCUGUGAAUAGUCGUUCUCUUAGCAUCUUCGACAACAAGCGCCAGGACCCCACCGGGUUGACGGCCCUCCUGCAGAGCACUGACCAGGUGGGCGUCAUCAACAUGCUCUACUGCAUCCUGCUUCACAAUGCCCCUCCUGAACCUCUCUCCACUGGCCCUGAGGGUCCCCAGGGACCUUACAGCCCCUCCGUCAUCCAGGUGGCCCUCCAGGGCCUACGGUUCCUCAACACCUUUGCCCUGCUGGACCUCUCAGCGUUUCAGUCUGUUUUAGGAGCCGAGUGUCUCUCUCUGGCCUUCAGGCACAUCGUGAGCUCGCUGUUGUGGUUCUGCUCUCAGCAGAGCUCGGAAGAGCUUCUUCAUGAGCUCAUCAUCUGCGUGGGUUAUUUCACUGUCAAUCACCUAGACAAUCAGGUGAUCGUGCAGUCUGGCCUGCAGCCCAGCGUUCUGCAGAAACUGUGUCAGCUGCCGUUCCAGUAUUUCAGCCACCCGCGACUCAUCAAAGUGCUCUUCCCGUCGCUCAUCUGCGCCUGCUACAAUAACCCGCAGAACAAGGUCAUCCUACAACAAGAAAUGAGCUGCGUGCUGCUGGCCACCUUCAUACAGGACUGUGCCAACAGCGACAGCCAAUCGGAUAGCAGGGCUACACAAGCAGAGAAGGGAUGGGCUCCUCUGGACUUCUGCGACCUCUCCAACCGAUUCCCCAGAGACCAAUGGGACGCCGCGCUACAGUUCUUCCUCAACAAGCAGGAGGAGUGAGAGAAGAAAGCGCACACUUACGGUGUAGUCACUUACAAGAGCACAUAGCCCACAUUGGUUAUAAACCCAGUGUACUUCAAUACAAAGUGUCCUGGAAGGCGUUUAUGAUAUAAGAAUGACAGUCAUCCACUUCACCAGUAACUUUUAACUGGAGUGAACUGGUAGUCUGAUUUGCGAGAGGUUGAUACCUAGUAACUGUACAUUAAAGUAAAAAUGACUGUUUUGACACACUGACCGUCCUCACAAUUAUUUAUAGCAAUAAACCACGUUUACAAAUAGUUGAAAGUAAAAUUCUUAGUGAACUUGUGUUUCCCAGAAGAAACUUUCUACAUUUUCAGUUUGACUUUUGUGGCUGUUGUUUGUUUUUUCGGUGGUCGCUGUUGUACAUCGUUUUGUAAAUAUAACAAAAGUAGAAUAAGCAUAAGCUCAUAUUUAAUUUAAAAAGAAUGACGAGGUACGUCAUCCAUCAGUUGAUUGGAAUACAUAAAUGAAGAUUUCUUCCUGUAGCUGACAUGUCAUUUUGUUUCUUUGAUUUAGUUUUUUAUACUGUAAUUUAUACACGACACCUUUUUCCUUAACACACUCGUUCUCGAGUUUCAUUUAAGACAAGUGUGUAUGAUUGUGACGGCUGAAAUAAAAUAUGUAAUAAUGUGAA
Molecule: messenger RNA, 7034 nt
Organism: Triplophysa dalaica
Lineage: Eukaryota; Metazoa; Chordata; Actinopteri; Cypriniformes; Nemacheilidae
Gene: scaper
Product: S-phase cyclin A-associated protein in the ER
Exons: 31
Coding region: 2000-6379 (1459 amino acids)
Molecular function (GO): nucleic acid binding; zinc ion binding
Source: RefSeq, a predicted model, not a curated record